This is a messenger RNA of Microstroma glucosiphilum, 926 nucleotides long. RefSeq lists its product as hypothetical. Bases 237 to 827 code for a protein of 196 amino acids. The record is from RefSeq and is a predicted model, not a curated record. The transcript has a single exon. NCBI's taxonomy places the organism in Eukaryota, Fungi, Basidiomycota, Exobasidiomycetes, Microstromatales, Microstromataceae.
GGCAUGCAUGCAAGCAAGCAAGCACACCAAGCUUGCCUCUGACAUGCCAAGCUUCGCUCUCAUGAUGACUGGUUGUCCACUGCGACAACUCUUACUUCGGUACCUCGUACCAGGAUUCGACAAUCCACCUUAGGCCACCCUUCUACCUGGUACUCGCCUAGAUACACGAAAGGGCAACUAGACACCGCAUCGCUUUCGACACUCAAACCGAAAGCAUCUUGUGCGUAGUCAGCAUAAUGAAGAGAACUGGCGUCUCUUUGGAAGCUGGCAGGGCAAGUGGGGCGAAGAAGCCCCGAAAAAGUGUCACCUCUGGUUCAGUUCCAUCACUACCUAUUGUACUUCGCUCGCCGUCACCUGUAUCGCCUGUUGUAGCCCGUUCUGCGACCCCUGUUCUCGCACCCUCUCUCCCUUCCAUUGCCCCUUUCACUUCUACUACUACUUCCUCUUCUGCCAUCGCUUCGACCUCUGGCUCCAGGUCUCCUUAUCACAAGUCGCAUGCCAGAGCGUUGCCUUCUACCUCUACCUUCGCUACCAAGCCCACUACUUCGUCUUCAACUUCUGGUGCCUCUUCCUCUACGAGCGCAUCUACUGGCAAGACUUCGACAUCUGCCAGUAAGAGUACUGCAAAGACCAUUGCCAAUGCUUCGACCUCCCGUGUCUCUGCCUCUACAAGCACAUCCAGUGGCGAGAAUUCGACAGCUGUCAGCAAGAGUACUGCAAAGACAAUCGUCAAGGCUUCGAGUUCCCAUGCAUCUACAGACAAGGAUGAGAACGCCUCGCCUUCAAUCUCAACUCCUCGCACUCCUCUUGCCGCCACCUCCACAUAAUGUCGCCACAUCUUCUGCCUCUUCUUCCCGACCCUCGGGAGUCGACACCCUCAUCGGACGCACGGGUAACACGAAGAGGUGGACGCAUCGAGGCACUCU